UCAACAAUCUUGCCUCUGAAACAUGCUUGGAUUUGCCAAGAUAUUUCAACUUAGAUUUAAUACACGUUCCAUUUGGUUGGGUUUUGUUGUUUUCUGCAGAAAGUUCAUCACGAAGGACAACCCAUGCCAGGUGAAGAGCAAGAGGACAUAAUAAUGACCAGCACGGAGUGCACUAUUCUAAACGCCACCUGUCCACUGACUGGAAAACCUAUCAUUGAACUAACGGAACCUGUUAGAAGCAUGGAUUGCAAGCACAUAUACGAGAAGAGGGCUAUCAUGCAACAUUUAAGGACGAGAACCGCACAGAUCCGUUGCCCGGUGACAGGUUGCCCGAAAAAAUUGGUCGCAGACAGAGUGGAUUGCGACCCCUUUUUACUAAUGGAAAUUGAUGAAAUGCGAUCACUUAAUGCACAACGUGCCACAGCUGGUGUGAUCGAAGAUUUCACUCAGCUGGAACAAGAUUAAUCUGUUAAAAGUUUGCAUCAAUGGCAGCCGUUUUGAGACAUUGAGACAUCAUCAAUCCACAAUGAUUUCUCCCACUGCUAACGUAGUAUUCACAAGAACAUGUUAAAUGUUCCAAUGGGUCAAGAUGCAUUAGAUGGUAUCUAAAUCAAAUGAAUUAGUAGAAGCAUCAUUCUGUUUUGUAGGAAUUUAUUUGUAAAUUUUUGUGCUUUAUUAAAGUAUCUUACCAUCUGUAGA
Messenger RNA from Salvia hispanica, 699 nucleotides. The record is from RefSeq and is a predicted model, not a curated record. Lineage: Eukaryota; Viridiplantae; Streptophyta; Magnoliopsida; Lamiales; Lamiaceae.